AUGCAGACGGCAGACGUCCCAGUCCCCAGAUCCCGGCGCCGAUGUGCCCUGACAGCCGCUUGGUUUCGCCGUCCCGCCGCCGGCACCUGCUGCCGCGCCGCCGCCCUCAACCUCACCGCGGCGGGGUCGCGGCGGGCCGGGCCCAGCGCGGCGGUCCGCGGCUCUGCCCCCGCGACGCAGCGGCGCAGCUGCUAUGGGGGAGCGGCGGCAGCGAGGCGGGACGGCUCCCGGGGCCUGUCGCUGCCGCUGGUGCUGGCCGCGGCGUACGCUGCGCGCAGCGCCGACGGGCCCAGCAACAUGUCAUACGUGAAGGAGACGGUAAACCGGCUGCGCCAGGGCUACGACAUCCGCCUGCGGCCCCACUUCGGAGGGGAGGCGUCUGCGCUCCGCCGACGCGAGCCCCGUUCCCCGGACGCCCCCAGUCCCGUUAACGCCGCUUCCCCCACAGGGCCGCCCGUGGAUGUAGGCAUGCGGAUAGCGAUCGCCAGCGUCGAUGCGGUCUCGGAAGUCAACGUGAGUUUUCCUCUGGAGAGAGAAGAGACUACAUGGCUUCUGUGUAACAGAAAUGUCACAGGACAUGAGGGGUUGGAAAGGACCUAAGGAGAUUGAGUCCACCCCCCCUGCCCGAGCAGGACAAUGCUAUCUAACACAGAUCAUACAGCAGAAGGUUGAAUUCCUGAUUAACUGCAGCUCCUUCCGCUUUAACCACAGCCAUCUAAGCCAAGCAAUAAACCAAAAAGGCAAAACAAAAAAAAAAAUCAAUGCUCCAAUUGUGCCUCUGUUUCAGAUGGAUACAGAACU
Pogoniulus pusillus (Red-fronted tinkerbird) is the source of this 801-nucleotide messenger RNA. It is a transcript of the gene GABRB1, whose product is annotated as gamma-aminobutyric acid type A receptor subunit beta1. The coding region runs from base 1 to 600 and encodes 199 amino acids. The transcript has 5 exons. NCBI's taxonomy places the organism in Eukaryota, Metazoa, Chordata, Aves, Piciformes, Lybiidae. The record is from RefSeq and is a predicted model, not a curated record.